CCUGUCGACCCCUUCCUCCCUCAUCCCCAUCUCUUCGCCGCCGCCCCCUUCCCGAUCUAGAUUCCUCCUCCGCCGCCCCUCCCUUCCACCACUCAGUCGCCCCCUUAGCAGAUCAAGCGAGCCGCCCAACCUCACCGGCCUCCUCUAUCUCUUCCGGUUAGAUCCGACGGGCACAUCUUCCUGCAGCCUCCACUCCACCGUAGGCAUCCUUUCCCCUCCCUCUCCGUAGAUCCUUUUGAGAAGCCACGUCGAGGGCGGCGCCGCCACUAGCGGGAGGGGGAUGGCGCCACCACCAGCCACGGCGGAGAGGUGGAGCCCUGGCACCCCCGACGGCUUCGCCGUCCCCAGGAGCCACUUCACCCUGCGCCUGAGUGCCAGCUGCUGCUCCUACCACAUCACCCCGCCGGUGAGCAGCGGCGGAUGGUCCCGGCCGCCCAGGGCGCCGCCGGCGACGGAUUCCCCGUAUGUGAGGGCGAAGCAGGCGCAGAAAGGUACCAAGAGGGUGCAUUUUGUGAGGAACUUGAUCAGGGAGGUCGCUGGGUUUGCCCCGUAUGAGAAGCGUAUCACUGAGCUUCUCAAGGUUGGCAAGGACAAGCGUGCCCGGAAGGUGGCGAAGCAAAAGUUGGGUACCCACAAGAGGGCGAAGAAGAAGAAGAGAGGAGAUGUCCAGUGUCCUCAGGAAGAUGAGCGGGCUCCUGAAGCAUUAACUUCAGUAACGGUGCUCUGCUUCUCCACGGGCUCGUUCACCAUUCGUUCAACUUUAGAGCUCAUCAGCACACCUGCUUCGAAGCUCACCCGUCCGUCGUCAUCGCCUUCGAUGACGACGAGGACACCGUAGGCACCGUCGGCCUCGGCGGCGGCUUCCACCACUACCACAUCGUCGUCACCUACCAAGGCGUCAAGGGGUGAAUUGAUUUGAUCGUUAAUAUGUGGCUGGAUGUGAUGUUUUGCAGGUUGAAGGUGCUAAGGUGUUGGAGACGUGCCUGUACUUGUUGAGCGUUUUAUCUGUAGAGUGCUAUAUUGUGAUUGGUGUAAUAUUGUAUGGUUAUAUUGUGAUUGGUGGAAUGUAAUAAAAUUGAUUGGUACAUCGGUGAUUUGGAUAUUAUUUGAAUAUAUUUAAAAUGUGUUCUCUGAUUGGUA
Triticum dicoccoides is the source of this 1140-nucleotide messenger RNA. RefSeq lists its product as uncharacterized. Gene Ontology annotation, molecular function: structural constituent of ribosome. Gene Ontology annotation, cellular component: ribosome. The transcript is spliced from 5 exons. Lineage: Eukaryota; Viridiplantae; Streptophyta; Magnoliopsida; Poales; Poaceae. The record is from RefSeq and is a predicted model, not a curated record. Gene Ontology annotation, biological process: translation. The coding region runs from base 281 to 838 and encodes 185 amino acids.